UUACGUUGUUGAAUGUUGAGAGACGUGACAGGUGACAAAGGUGACAUUUAACUUUCAAGAGGUAUUUUAUUUUACAAUUUACAACAUUUUAAAACUGAAAAUAGUAGAAAGAUUCGAGCAAUAUGAUAUAACUGAAUUAAUUUUGUCUUCUCCAAACACCAACAAAUCACUAAAUCAGUAAUCUUCACAUACCUUUUUGUCACCAAAUCACCUGUUAUGAAAAUAAAAAAUUACUAUGGAUAACGAAGAGCAAGAGAACAUAGACGGUUCAUCCCAAGAAAAUAGGACAACCACACAAGACACAGGAACGCAAAUUCAAAACAAGGAAUCUGCCAGGUAUUGUUGGGUAUGUUUUGCAACCGAUGAAGAGGACAAAGAUGCCCAGUGGGUCCAGCCUUGUAAUUGCAGAGGCACUACAAAAUGGGUUCAUCAAGCUUGCUUACAGAGGUGGGUUGAUGAGAAGCAAAAAGGGGGCAACAUUGGGAAAGUUAGUUGUCCGCAAUGCCAGACAGAAUAUAUUAUAGUUUUUCCAAAUAUGGGGGUUCUGGUGCUAGUGCUAGAUACAGUAGAUAGCUUCAUAUACAAAGGAUGCCCGUUUCUAGCAGCAGGUAUUGUCGUAGGAGCUAUCUAUUGGUGUGCUGUAACAUAUGGAGCCAUUACUAUUAUGCAGGUUAUUGGACAAAAAGAAGGUUUGACGAUAAUGGAGCAGGCCGAUCCUCUUGUAUUGUUGAUUGGACUGCCAGCCAUUCCUGUGGCUUUAGUUUUAGGAAAAAUGGUCAGAUGGGAAGAUGCCCUGUUAAAUUUUAUGAGGAAGAACCUAUCGAAAAUUCCACUUAUUAGAAAUAUAUUACCUUUUGGGGGAUGUUCCCGAUUGGAGGCUUCUCCCAGUAAUUCAGACGCAGGAAACGAAGACAUUCCGCCUCUAUCGAAUCCGGUUUCGGCCACCAGGGUGCUCUGCGGCGCUUUAUUGCUGCCUACAAUAUCCAACAUGUUUGGAAAGUUCUUCUUCGAUUCCAUAAAAUCCAAUUUCCACAAAACGCUUCUAGGAGGACUCGCAUUUAUAGCUAUUAAAGGAUGUUUGAAGAUUUAUCACAAGCAACAGCAGUACAUUCGACAAUGUCAAAGGAAAAUCUUAGACUAUACAGAGUCCAACAUUACUACUUACUUGCAUAGGAGACGCGACGAAUAAUUCGAUUUGAUUUAGAACUAAUGUAAAGGAGAUGAUGGAAAAAUUGGCGAAUAAAAUUUUAUUACCUUUCGUUUUUGUACAGUGUUUGUAUGUUUUGGUGUUGUUAAUGAUUUGACUUCCAAAGUUGAUGCGGUAAUUUAUUUUAAAUCAAUAAAAUUUAUUUUAUUUACGAACUUUUCAUUUAAAAUGGAAGAGGAUUUAUUCCCUUUGAUUUAAACCUUGGGCGAAUUCAAUUGCAUGUACAUUAUUAAGUUCAGAUGCAUUUUUUGAGGACACAACACUUGAAAAGUAAAAUAAAAUUUAAGUAAAAAUUAAGUGUACUCGAAUUCC
This is a messenger RNA of Phyllotreta striolata, 1519 nucleotides long. NCBI's taxonomy places the organism in Eukaryota, Metazoa, Arthropoda, Insecta, Coleoptera, Chrysomelidae. The record is from the annotation of a GenBank genome assembly.